Messenger RNA from Coregonus sp. 'balchen', 4804 nucleotides. The record is from the annotation of a GenBank genome assembly. Lineage: Eukaryota; Metazoa; Chordata; Actinopteri; Salmoniformes; Salmonidae.
AUGAAAUCCCAGAGUGGAUCCAUAAGGUGGAGGAGGGAGGGCAACCUGCUGUAUGUGAAGUGGAAUGAAGCAAGCAUGGUGUCAAUUGAUUCCACCAUACACAAAGCAUACGAGAAGGACACAACAGUGAAGAGGAAGAAGAGGUUGAAGGACGGGAGCUGGACCACUGUGCUCGUGCCUAUCCCAGAGCCCUUUGUGGACUACACCAGCCACCCUAGUCAUAGACUGUUCUCUCUAGGUAACAACACAUCUGCCACGCUGAUCCUCAACACGGGGGCCCCUCAGGGGUGCGUGCUCAGUCCCCUCCUGUGCUCCCUGUUCACAGCGUAAAAGAGGGGGUGGGGGACACAAUGCAAAUAGUCCAGGUAGCCAUGAUUAGCUGUUCAGGAGUCUUAUGGCUUGGGGGUAGAAGCUGUUGAGAAGCCUUUUGGACCUAGACUUGGCGCUCCGGUACCGCUUGCCAUGCAGUAGCAGAGAGAACAGUCCAUGACUAGGGUGGCUGGAGUCUUUGACAAUUUUGAGGGCCUUUUUCUGACACCGCCUGGUAUAGAGGUCCUGGAUGGCAGGAAGGUUGGCCCCAGUAAUGUACUGGGCCGUACGCACUACCCUCUGUAGUGCCUUGCGAUCGGAGGCCGAGCAGUUGCCAUACCAGGCGGUGAUGCAACCAGUCAGGAUGCUCUCGAUGGUGCAGCUGUAGAACUUUUUGAGGAUCUGAGGACCCAUGCCAAAUCUUUUCAGUCUCCUGAGGGGGAAUAGGCUUUGUGGUGCCCUCUUCACGACUGUCUUGGUGUGUUUGGACCAUGAUAGUUCGUUGGUGAUGUGGACACCAAGGAACUUGAAGCUCUCAACCUGUUCCACUACAGCCCUGUCGAUGAGAAUGGGGGCGUGCUCAGUCCUCUUUUUUUUCCUGUAGUCCACAAUCAUCUCCUUUGUCUUGGUCACGUUGAGGGAGAGGUUGUUAUCCUGGCACAACACGGCCAGGUCUCUGACCUCCUCCCUAUAGGCUGUCUCAUCGUUGUCGGUGAUCAGGCCUACCACUGUUGUGUCGUCGGCAAACUUAAUGAUGGUGUUGGAGUUGUGCCUGGCCAUGCAGUCAUGGGUGAACAGGGAGUACAGGAGGGGACUGAGCACGCACCCCUGAGGGGCCCCCGUGUUGAGGAUCAGCGUGGCAGAUGUGUUGUUACCUACCCUUGCCACCUGUGGGCGGCCCGUCAGGAAGUCCAGGAUCCAGUUGCAGAGGGAGGUGUUUAGUCCCAGGAUCCUUAGCUUAGUGAUGAGCUUUGAGGGCACUAUGGUGUUGAACGCUGAGCUGUAGUCAAUGAAUAGCAUUCUCACGUAGGUGUUCCUCUUGUCCAGUUGGGAAAGGGCAGUGUGGAGUGCAAUAGAGAUUGCAUCAUCUGUGGAUCUGUUGGGGCGGUACGCAAAUUGGAGUGGGUCUAGGGUUUCUGGGAUAAUGGUGUUGAUGUGAGCCAUGACCAGCCUUUCAAAGCACUUCAUGGCUACAGACGUCAGUGCUACGGGUCGGUAGACAUUUAGGCAGGUUACCUUAGUGUCCUUGAGCACGGGGACUAUGGUGGUCUGCUUGAAACAUGUUGGUAUUACAGACUCAGUCAGGGACAUGUUGAAAAUGUCAGUGAAGACACUUGCCAGUUGGUCAGCACAUGCUCGGAGUACACGUCCUGGUAAUCCGUCUGGCCCUGUGGCCUUGUGAAUGUUGAACUGCUUAAAAGUCUUACUCACAUCGGCUAUGGAGAGCAUGAUCACAUAGUCAUCCGGAACAGCUGGUGCUCUCACAGAUGCUUCAGUGAUGCUUGCCUCGAAGCGAGCAUAGAAGUGGUUUAGCUCGUCUGGUAGGCUUGUGUCACUGGGCAGCUCGCGGCUGUGCUUCCCUUUGUAGUCUGUAAUAGUUUUCAACCCCUGCCACAUCCGACGAGCGUCAGAGCCGGUGUAGUACGAUUCAAUCUUAGUCCUGUAUUGACGCCUUGCCUGUUUGUUGGUUCGUCGGAGGGCAUAGCGGGAUUUCUUAUAAGUGUCCGGGUUAGAGUCCCGCUCCUUGAAAGCGGCAGCUCUACCCUUUAGCUCAGUGCGGAUGUUGCCUGUAAUCCAUGGCUUCUGGUUGGGGUAUGUACGUAUGGUCACUGUGGGGACGACGUCAUCGAUGCACUUAUUGAUGAAGCCAGUGACUGAUGUGGUGUACUCCUCAAUGCUAUCUGAAGAAUCCCGGAAUAUGUUCCAGUCUGUGCUAGCAAAACAGUCCUGUAGCUUAGCAUCUGCGUUGUCUGACCACUUUUAUAUUAUCGAGUCACUGGUGCUUACUGCUUUAGUUUUUGCUUAUAAUAAAUAAUAUGCCAUUUAGCAGACGCUUUUAUCCAAAGCGACUUACAGUCAUGCGUUCAUAAAUUUUUUUGUGUAUGGGUGGUCCCGGGGAUCGAACCCACUACCUUGGCGUUACAAGCGCCGUGCUCUACCAGCUGAGCUACAGAGGACCACAAGCAGGAAUCUGGAGGAUAGAGUUAUGGUCAGAUUUGCCAAAUGGAGGGCGAGGGAGAGCUUUGUAUGCAUCUCUGUGUGAAGAGUAAAGGGGGUCUAGAGUUUUUUUCCUCUGGUUGCACAUUUAACAUGCUGGAAGAAAUUAGGUAGAACGGAUUUAAGUUUCCCUGCAUUAAAGUCCCCGGCCACUAGGAGCGCUGCCUCUGGAUGAGCGUUUUCCUGUUUACUUAUGGCCUUAUCAAGCUUAUUGAGUGCAAUCUUAAUGCCAGCAUUGGUUUGUGGUGGUAAAUAGACAGCUAUGAAAUAUAUAGAUGAAAACUCUCUUGGUAAAUAGUGUGGUCUACAGCUUAUCAUAAGAUACUCUACCUCAGGCGAGCAAAACCUCGAGACUUCCUUAGUAUUUUAUUUUGUGCACCAGCUGUUGUUUACAAAUAUACACAGACCGCCACCCCUUGUCUUACCGGAGUCAGCCGUUCUAUUCCUGCCGAUGUAGCGUAUAGCCCGCUAGUUUUCCAUGUCGUCGUUCAGCCACGACUCGGUGAAACAUAAGAUAUUACAAUUUUUUGUCCCGUUGGUAGGAUAUCUGUACUCUUAGGUCAUCUAUUUUAUUUUCCAAUGAUUGAAGAUUGGCUAAUAGGAUUGAUGGAAGAGGCAGUUUACUCGCUCGCCGUCAGAUCCUUACGAGGCACCCCGACCUACGUCCACAAUAUCUUUGUCUCUUUCUCCUGCGAAUGACGGGGAUUUGGGCCUUGUCGGGUGUCUGUAGGAUAUCCUUGGUGUCCGACUCGUUGAAGAAAAAAUCUUUGUCCAAUACGAGGUGAGUAAUCGCUGUCCUGAUAUCCAGAAGCUCUUUUUGGUUAUAAGAGACGAUGGCAGAAACAUUAUGUACAGAAUCAAUUACAAAUAACGUGAAAAAACACACAUAAUAGUACAAUUGGUUAGAGGGCUGUAAAACGGCAGCCAUCUUCUCCGGCGCCACUCUGUAGGAGCUGCAAAGCUCCACAGUGGAGAUUGGAGUAUCUGUCCAUAGGACCACUUUAAGCCGUACACUCCACAGAGCUGGGCUUUACGGAAGAGUGGCCAGAAAAAAGCCAUUGCUUAAAGAAAGAAAUAAGCAAACACGUUUGGUGUUCACCAAAAGCCAUGUGGGAGACUCCUCAAACAUAUGGAAAAAGGUACUCUGGUCAGAUGAGACUAAAAUUGAGCUUUUUGGCCAUCAAGGAAAACGCUAUGUCUGGCGCAAACCCAACACCUCUCAUCACCCCAAGAACACCAUCCCCACAGUGGUGGUGGCAGCAUCAUGCUGGGGGAUGUUUUUCAUCGGCAGGGACUGGGAAACUGGUCAGAAUUGAAGGAAUGAUGGAUGCUGCUAAAUACAGGGAAGUUCUUGAGGGAAACCUUUCAGUCUUCCCGGAGAUUUGAGACUGGGACGGAGGUUCACCUUCCAGCAGGACAAUUUUACAUUUACAUCAUUUACCAGACAAUGACCCUAAGCAUACUGCUAAAGCAACACUCGAGUGGUUUCAGGGGAAACAUUUAAAUGUCUUGGAAUGGUCUUGUCAAAGCCCAGACCUCAAUCCAAUUAAGAAUCUGUGGUAUGACUUAAAGAUUGCUGUACACCAGCGGAACCCAUCCAACUUGAAGGAGCUGGAGCAGUUUUGCCUUGAAGAAUGGGCAAAAAUCCCAGUGGCUAGAUGUGCCAAGCUUAUAGAGACAUACCCCAAGAGACUUGCAGCUGUAAUUGCUGCAAAAGGUGGCUUUACAAAGUAUUGACUUUGGGGGGGGUGAAUAGUUCUGCACGCUCAAGUUUUCUGUUUUUUUUUCUUAUUUCUUGUUUGUUUCACAAGAACAAAUAUUUGCAUCGUCAAAGUGGUAGGCAUGUUGUGUAAAUGAAAUGAUACAAACCCCCAAAAAAUCAAUUUUAAUUCCAGGUUGUAAGGCAACAAAAUAGGAAAAAUGCCAAGGGGGGUGAAUACUUUCGCAAGCCUCGCUACUGUUAUUUUUACUGUUAUUUUUACUGUUAUUUUACUGCUUUUAUUUUUUUACUUAUCUAUUGUUUGAGAGGCAAACGGACCACGUUCCUGUGCCUUGCAAACCGCCGGUAUGCAAAAGAAAGAGGGCUAGUCUAGAAUGCAGAAGUUAUAAAUAUUGCCUAGACGAAUGGAACCACACCCACAAAACUCCAUGGAAGUGCAAGGUGUGCGAGGUUGCGCAGUGUGUUAUUCCUGACAGGAACUGUUUUGAGAAGUGGCACUCUAAACUUCCAGUAACUACCAUCAAAUAUGAGAUGCUGGAAGUCUUAACGAUGCCCUAG